Drosophila bipectinata is the source of this 366-nucleotide messenger RNA. RefSeq lists its product as uncharacterized. The record is from RefSeq and is a predicted model, not a curated record. NCBI's taxonomy places the organism in Eukaryota, Metazoa, Arthropoda, Insecta, Diptera, Drosophilidae.
AUGGGCUUCCAAAUUCUACUAGGCGUGCUGCUCCUUUUUGUCGCCUCAAAGGAAGGCCUGUCCCACAAGAAGGAUCUCUGUCCCGUCGUCACGAACAACUGUUCCCUUUGCAAGGGCAACACCACACACAUGUGUGUCUGCGAUUUCACCUGCUCGGGUUGGGACAAGCCCUGCAACUGGGUGGUCAGUUGCCAGGCACAAAUCCAGGACAUCAACGACAUUCGCAGAAACAAGAACAAGCUGAUCAUUUUCAUUCUUCCCAACCGGAGCUAUAAGCAGUGCCUGGAAAUUAAUGUUAACACUCAUAAGCACAGGAAUUGCUGUAACUUGUUCUGCAAAAACGGCACAAGGGAUGUGUGCUUCUAA